Messenger RNA from Procambarus clarkii (red swamp crayfish), 1266 nucleotides. Lineage: Eukaryota; Metazoa; Arthropoda; Malacostraca; Decapoda; Cambaridae. The record is from RefSeq and is a predicted model, not a curated record.
UGGGCGAGUGAGAGAGGGACUGCUGGUGUAGUGGAGUCAAAGUGCUGCCCGAGGACACUCUUUUUGUGAGCAGUGGUAUUUUGUGAUCCGUAUAACAGAAGACUUGUGGUCUUCAUCACUACAACUGAACAUAUCCAGACGGUUCAACUUCUCAUAGAAUGGAAUCAAGCGAGUACCGUAGAAACCAGUCAGAAAAUAAUUUUACAACUUUACAGAAGAUUUGGUAUUCAAGUGAUAAAGAAAAUAAAAAGCGUCGACAAGUAGAGGAGAAAAUACUAGACUACAGGAUACCAGAAGCCCAUGAUCUUUCUAAACCUACUUCUACACCUAGAAUGGAACCAAUCAAGUCCCGUAGAAGAACGAAGCAAGAAAAUUUCUUGGGGUAUCGUAGUACCGCAAGAAAUAAUAAUUUUUUACCUUUUCACAAGAUUUGGUAUUCAAGUGAAGAAAGGGAUAAAGAAGAAAAACAUCGACAAGUAAAGGAAGAAUGGCUUGACUGUCAGAUGCCAGAAGCCAUAGAAGUGAAUUCCUCUAAGCGCAGAUGCCUUUGGCCUUCCGCCAAGGAAUCGUACAUGCCUUAUACCUCAGGAGUCCAGAAUACCCAAGUGAAGUGGUAUUCAAGUGAAGAAAGGGAUAAAGAAGGAAAACAUCGACAAGUAAAGGAAGAAUGGCUCUACUGUCAGAUGCCAGAAGCCAUAGAAGUGAAUCCCUCUAAGCGCAGAUGCCUCUGGCCUUCCGCCAAGGAAACGUACAUGCCUUAUACCUCAAGAGUGCAGAAUACCCAGUCGAGCAUUACUAAGGCCGACCCAUUUUCGCUCCACUAUGGUGAUAUUCCUCAACCUUGUAAAGAAAACGUCAGUAUACCUCAAGAAUACUCCACUGUCAUAAAGUAUGGAGCUUCCUUGUUAAGCAACUCCAGUGAAUCUUACAGACCAAGUCAUCGAUAUUCAAUAUAUGACGAGAAUGGAUACAACGUAAGAGGUUACUACACUGCAGGAUUCUACCCUCAGCAAUGACAACUGACUCAUGCUCUUUUAAUUAUAAACUGAUGCAUUUUCUAGUUUUAAACCGACUCAAAAUGUUUUUAAUAUAAACUGACGAAUGCUUCUUUUAAUUAUAAACUGAUGCAUUUUUAAAUAAACUGAAGCCUAAUUUUUAAUUAUAAACUGACGCGUGUUUUGUAACUAUAAACUAUCUUUUUAUAAAAUGACUCUUAGCAUGUCUAUUCUUCAAUUAAAUAUUCGUGGUUUCUUUGUAAGUUUUCCU